This is a messenger RNA of Clonostachys byssicola, 1803 nucleotides long. The record is from the annotation of a GenBank genome assembly. NCBI's taxonomy places the organism in Eukaryota, Fungi, Ascomycota, Sordariomycetes, Hypocreales, Bionectriaceae.
AUGUCCAUGGACCCUCUCAUGGCCGCUGCAUCUCACAAUUUGACCUGCAGCCGCCUCUGUCAGCUUCCAGAAAAGAUCCUCAUCGGUAUCAUGAAGCUUCUUGACCCUCUUGACAUGCAAUGUCUGAGGCGGGCAUGUCGACUCUUCCUGCGUCUGUACUGUGAUGCUAGCUUCGCAGAUAGUCAUGACGUGCAGGGAUUCUGGCAUUGGAUGUCGGGAUACCAACAUUGGCUGAGUCCUGACACAUCAUAUUGGCCUAAAAAAUCUGGUCCUACACUGAUUUCUCGCCUUGAGAGAGAUGUUCAACAUCUGUGCGGUAGCUGCCGCUCUAUGCGGGCGAAAUCAGAUUGGCCUUCUAGGGUUAAGGAACUGGACACAGAGUCUCUCUACUGCUGGGGUUGUAAGAAACAUCACCCUUCAGUCCUCUUCUCUCCAUAUGAGCGAAAAAAGAAAGAUGACCGUAUCUGCAUUGGAAGACAGGGACAUAUUCGUCUGUGCGAUCAUAAAGUGGUGACUUGGGAUAUGGUGUCAAAGGCAGCUGCACAGUUGAUUAAAGUCGAUGCUAAAUUCCGGGCUAGAAUCCCGCUUAGCCGUUAUGAGCACCCUGAACACCAUUCGAAGCAUCACAAAGAGGCUAUGAAAGUUCAAUGUCCUAAUGUUUCGCCAUAUGUCGAGAUAUAUGGAGUCGAGGGCCACGACCUUGUGUUAAGCUUGAAUUGGCAGGGUCACAUGGUCGUAGAGGGAGACGCACCGAUCAAACCUGCAGUGUUAUGCAAACAGUUGGAAGAAUUCCGCAAGGGAGUAGCAGAGUUCAUCGCGCCCAAGCUGCCCCCGGGGCGAUUGCCAGAAAUGAGCUGUUUCGACCCAAACCGUUGCGACUGUCUCUACUUUGAAGGCAUGGAGCAAUUGCCAGACUGGCCUCGACCGUUGCCCGAUGCUCUCAAGAUGGACAGCUGUCGAGCUCAGCCAGAGUCAAGACUAACAGCACUUCGAAACGCGGCCGAGGACCCCGAAAGUUGGGCAGGUGGUCACAAGGCUACGAUGCAAUUUAUAGCUAACUCUGGGUAUGGAGUAUCUGAGUUGCAGGUUUCCGUCGAGCCUUGCAUGACCGGAGAAAACCGAUGCUUGGCAAUUCGCUAUAGGCGUCUUAUUGGAUUGUGCUAUGGUAGAGACGGUCAGCACAAAUGGUUAGAUCAAGUCACACCAGCCUGGUGCCAAGCUCUAGAGCCCAAGUCUUAUGAACUGACAACCCAAGAUAAUGUCUUUUACGUUAACGCAUUGGGCGCCCUCCACAAAGAUCUUUACAACACCAAGAGUCACAUCUGUGAUGCAACACUGCUUGCAUGCCAGGCCAUCAACCUUUAUCAGUUUACUGGUCACAAUCAUACAAUGGCUGAAUGGACCUCUCAUGCUAAGGGACUGGCUCAAAUCCUGCAGCUACGAGGGCCUGCAGCACACACAUCCGGAGUCGGGCAUGCCAUCUUCGAAAGCUGUCGCAUCAAUCUUAUCAUCGCUUCUCUAUGCCAGCAAGAGGACACUUUCCUAGCACAAGAUUCGUGGAAAUCCUUAUCCUUGUCCAUCGAAACAAACAACCAAUUUGAUAGAAUCGUCGACAUUCUAGUAGGGCUACCAAAUCUAGUAGCGAGAGCCAAAGACCUUGGUAGCUGGGCAGAUUCAGCCAAGAAGGACAACGCCCGAAGCGCCUUGUUCGAACAGUGUGUGAACCUGAUGAGAGAACUCAAGGCAUGCAAAGACCCUCAAAGCUACCUCCUGUAUGGCGGAGGUCGGUUGAUGUUGCUCUAA